This is a messenger RNA of Erigeron canadensis, 1408 nucleotides long. RefSeq lists its product as uncharacterized. Lineage: Eukaryota; Viridiplantae; Streptophyta; Magnoliopsida; Asterales; Asteraceae. The transcript is spliced from 3 exons. The record is from RefSeq and is a predicted model, not a curated record. Bases 296 to 1201 code for a protein of 301 amino acids.
GAAGGGAAAACGAGGAGUAAUAUCACUCGAGUACAUCAAGAGUUGUUGUAAACGUGAAAAAUAAUCAAAAACAAUUAAAGCAUCAUCCACCGGUCAUCUACCAAUUCCUUUCCCUUCCCCCCCAAUUUGUUUCUCAUUUCUAGGGUUUAUAAACAUUCUCAGAUCAGCUCACUUUCAUAUAUAAAUAUAAAUAUUAUAUUAAAUCAUUCAAAUUGUACAACCCACUGAGCCACAUAAUAAUAAUAAUAAUAAUAAUAAGCAGCAGCAGCUGGUUUUAACAAUAAAUAAAAGAAAUAUGACAAUUGGAGACGCAUUAAGACAGGCAUUUAUGAACAAUAAACACGAAUACGACAGUCUACAAGAUAAAUCACUAAUUUUGAAUAAUAAUAAGAUACAAAGACUUUGUAUCAUUGUUUUUACAGUGAUGAUUGCAUUUUCAAUAUUAGUUUCAACAAUUAUCAGUUUGAAAAUAGUGUUUCCGGCUGAUCCCGGAAGACGGCCGUUUUGUAAAGAUUUAAGGAUAUUACAACAGCAACAGCUGCCUGUUCUUUCUAUUCAUAGUAAUUUUAGGGAUGUUGAAGGUGGGGCUUUUUCGCUUACCGAUCAAGAGACUGUUGAUUAUUAUUGGAUGGUUGUUUUUCUUCCUUCUGCUACUAUUUUCGUGUUUUCCGCUCUUUAUUUGUUUGCAGGAAUUGCUGUAUCUUAUACUGCUCCAGUGAGACAUGGGUGCCUCAAGGUGGUUGAGAAUAACUACUGUGCUUCUAAAAGAGGAGGAGUUCGUUGUCUAUCCAUUCUAAACCUUGUGUUUGCCAUCAUAUUUGGUCUUCUUGCAUUAUUCCUGGGUUCAACGCUCCUGACACUUGGGAGUAAGUGCUCCAUACCCUUGUUUUGGUGCUAUGAGAUCUCAUUAUGGGGACUAGUUAUUCUGUAUGGUGGGACCGCCUUCCAUCUCAGAAGGAAAGCAGCCUCAAUCCUUGACGGGAGUGACUUUGUAGCACGUAAUCUGGGAUUGGAAAUGUUGGAAGCUAAUCCUGCAGAAUUUACACCAGAUGUGGAAAGACGAGUAAAUGAAGGGUUUAGAUCUUGGAUGGGGUCAUCGUAUCUGUCGUCUGACGAUGAUGAAGAAGAAGAGAUUGAUCCGAAUUCUUAUCAGGAAGUUCAGCAUUUGUCUCGUACUAAUUCAAGCAGGCAAAAAAUGUGAAGUUUGACUUUGGCUGUACCUUCAGAACUCUCGCAAAUCACCCUAUACAAGAAAUAUUGAUGAGACAUGGUUCAAAUGAAUGUUGCCAAGGAAGGAAAGGAGUAAAGCAUCAUUGUAGGUGAAAUUAGAUAGUCUUGUAGAGUUAUACAAACUUUUAUUAUGACCAAUCAAUUUCAUUUACCACUUAUGCUAAUUGGCAUUUGCUAA